Cuscuta campestris is the source of this 935-nucleotide messenger RNA. The record is from the annotation of a GenBank genome assembly. Lineage: Eukaryota; Viridiplantae; Streptophyta; Magnoliopsida; Solanales; Convolvulaceae.
AGUGCCAAAAGGUCUUUUUCUGAGCUCGAUUUCAAAAGGGCUUUUACGCGGAAACGAUGAUUUUGGCUUUCUUUCUUGAAUUACUCACUCUUGUCUCCAUUUCUCUUCCUCAAUUCUGAUGAUAUAAAUACAGUAUGAGGUUUCCAUUGUUGAUCCAAUCCCGUUCUCCGACGCUUAACGAACGCCAAACCCUAAAUCACCCGCAUCUCAAGGUUCGAUGGAAGCUUUCAUGGCAAUCCGCUGUCGAUUGAGACGAUCCGAACCUUCUAUCAUGCUCCUCUUGCAUUGUUCGAUUCUUCUCAGCUCGAUCCCUGAAAUGAUAUCAGCAGCGAAUGUUACACUUGAUUCCAUUCAAAUAUUCCAGACUCAUGAGCUGACCGGUCACGACCCGACUGUUUAUUUUCAGUGUAAAGAUGAAGAGAAGAUAAUUUUGUCUGAUGUGAAGGACAAAAACACUCCGUAUAGCAAUUUUACCGAGCCUAUGACACAAUUCAUAGAUGAGAAAUGCAAGCAAUGCGGAUUCUAUGAGGAAGACACAUUUGACGGAGAUGAGACGUUUGACAAGUGGGAAUUUUGCCCUUCUAACUUUACAAGUGCUGGUGGAAAAUACACACAUUUCAAGGAAAAUGAGGUCAGCGCAACAUUUUCGUGUCCAGAUUGCGUCACUCUUGUAGGCAGUGAUGCCGCACCACCAGCCAACUCUUUUUCCCGAAACGAGAAACAGGGGUUGAACUGGAUAGUAGCACUGCCGGUUGCAAUUUUGGUCUUGGCAUUUUCAAUUCUUGGUGGAUAACACAAUGGCUUACAAGCAUUGCCAGAAGAGCAAAGGACCAAGCAGGAAUUCUCAAACUAUUUCGGUGAUGAGUGUUGUAUUUUUCCAUAUUUGCCUUUUUUUCCCGUCUUGAUUCGCUUUGUGUGUUCAACUUUUUAUCCUU